AUGGCCGCUGACGAUACAAAGGACAGGGACAUUGACGCCUUUGCUAAGGAAGAAGAGAGUCUUCGCGAGAGCAAUAGUGAACAAGAUUCUGAGAUGGGUCUCUUAAACGGCUCGCUGCGGUCCAGAUCCAGGAAAUAUUUCUUUAUUUGCAACGAUGGACAGGAGCUGAGACGGAGCCCUAAACAUAAGUGUGCUGCUUGGACUACGUGGGUCAUAUCAUUGAACAUAUUGGUAUUCUGUGGUUCGAUUCUGUUCCUCCUAUCACCGCUAUCUACUCAGUCCUGUAUGCGACAUCUUAGCGAUCAGGAUAAAUGGAAAGCGGCAUCGUACUACGCGCCACUGCUAGAGCGAUUCGACAUUCCACGACUCGUUCUGACAACCAAUGGCUCCUUGUAUGACCCCGAUCCCCCAUCACUCCUACGCAUCCCUCAAGGCGACGAAGCCGACGCAGAAUGGUUCAGAAUCAGUAGUGGCGUCUUCCCGAUCCUCAUCUCGGCAGAAGAGAUCCGUCGUCUCGGCAAGGACCCAGCACUCGCCGUCCGAGUCCCUGAUAAGUUCGGCUUCGGGCCCGAUGCCUACCUUGCCCAGACGGAGGUUUUCCAUCUUCUGCACUGUCUUGAUAUGCUACGCAAGGAGAUCUCCUAUGAGUACUAUUAUUUUCCCAUCUUUGGAAAUAACCCGGAUGCACAGCACACGGCCCAUAUCUCUCACUGCAUCGAUGUCCUGGCCCAGUUCAUAAAAUGUCAAAGUCCCGUUGAUGUGAUCCUUUUCAACUGGGUGGACGGGUGGGACCAGCCAUUUCCAGAUUUCAUGAAUAAGCAUGUCUGUCGCGACUAUGAGGCGCUGCUGGCCUAUGUGAACGAGAACUCGCUCCCAAAGGAGGUGUUUCAGGCAAUGAAAGAGCCGCCGGAUGACUACCCAGUUCAACCGGAUCCUUCAAUUGCGCCCUUCUUACCUACAGCCGGACCUGGGAGAUAA
Messenger RNA from Aspergillus udagawae, 978 nucleotides. Its product is annotated as oxidase ustYa family protein. Lineage: Eukaryota; Fungi; Ascomycota; Eurotiomycetes; Eurotiales; Aspergillaceae. Gene Ontology annotation, biological process: mycotoxin biosynthetic process. The record is from RefSeq and is a predicted model, not a curated record. The transcript has 2 exons. The coding region runs from base 1 to 978 and encodes 325 amino acids.